AGAGAGAGAGAACGGCUGCAGGACAUCUCACCAGCUGACUUCAUACUAAACGUUCAUUAUCUCCCGUUGUCUUUACUGCGAGAAAAUGGUGAACUGCUUAACAGCAUGUUGCAACUUCCUCCGGAGCAGGACUAUGUUAACGGUGUCCAGCCUGGUGGCUCUGGCCCUGGGUGUUGCUUUGGGCAUGAUUCUGAAGGCCUACGUCCCGAUGACAAACCUUGACAAAGUGUACAUCAGCUUCCCUGGAGAAAUACUCAUGCGGCUGUUGCAGUUGGUUACCAUUCCUCUCAUUAUGUCAAGUGUGAUAACCGGAAUUUCUAGUCUGAGUGUUGGCACCUCCAGGAAAAUCACCAUGCGUACAACAGUAUACUUUGUUUCAACCACUUUUCUGGCUGUUGCUUUAGGAUUACUGUUGGUACUGUUAGUCAAGCCUGGGGUCAGUCACAAUGCUGCUGAGACAGAUGAAGAGGAUGAAGAAACCUUCUCCACAGUUGAUGCCUUGUUGGAUCUAAUAAGGAACAUGGUGCCACAAAAUCUGGUUCAGGCUAGCUUUCAACAGUACAAAACUCGGAAGGUGGAGUUUGAAAUUACAGAAAUCGAUGAAAAUACUGGCCUGGAAGUGAUUAGCACAGAAGUGCGUCUGGUGGGUGAACAUAUUGACGGGCUCAAUACUUUGGGCCUUAUUGUCUCGUCUUCUAUUUUUGGACUGGCCCUCAGGAAUAUGGGAGAGAGCGCGCAACUAGUUGUGGACCUCCUUCAGGCCCUCAACGAGGCCAUCAAACAUGUGGUUAGAUCCAUAAUAGGCUUCUUGCCAAUAGGAGUGUUGUUCAUGACUGCAAGCUAUAUUGUUGAGGUUGGGGACAACUUUGAGACUGUCUUCAAACUCGGAAAGUUCAUGGCAGUGGUUAUUAUUGGGCUCAUCAUCCAUGGAGCAGUAGUCCUACCACUGAUCUAUCUCAUAUGUGUGAAACGCAACCCCUUUCUAGUCAUUAAGGGUGUUUUUCCCGCCAUGAUGAGGGCCAUGCUUAUCUCGCGCAGCUCUGCGUUCACGAUGACUUUCCAAUGUUGUGAGGAAGUGAACAUGGUUGACAAAAGAAUCACUCGCUUCAUGCUGCCGAUUGGGAUCAAUGUCAACAUGGACGGAACAGCUCUUUAUGAAGUAGCGGCGGUAGUUUUCAUCGCCCAACUCAACCGCAUCUAUCUGAACUGGAGCCAGCUAAUUAUCCUUAGUUUGACAGUAGCAGUGUCCAGCGUUGGAGAAGCUGGGAUCCCAGCUACAGGAACAGUCACCACUCUCUUCAUUUUGACAGUCAUUGGGAUUCCUGCGAGGGACGCUUCCCUUCUGUUGGCUAUAGAAUGGCUGCUAGAUCGCUGCAACACUGCUGUCAACGUCCUGGGAGACUGCAUUGGUGUGACGCUUGUUCACCAUUUGUCAGGAAAAGAACUGGAAGAAAUGGACAGGACAUGAGAAGUUUCUCAUCCUUCGCAGCUACCUACAAUAAUUUGCAAAUCUUCGAUUUCGGUCAUUCGGAUACUGGACAGAAGAGCUUGAUAG
Messenger RNA from Anoplopoma fimbria (sablefish), 1555 nucleotides. Its product is annotated as excitatory amino acid transporter 3-like. Gene Ontology annotation, molecular function: L-glutamate transmembrane transporter activity; L-cysteine transmembrane transporter activity; glutamate:sodium symporter activity. Gene Ontology annotation, biological process: L-glutamate transmembrane transport. The transcript has 14 exons. The coding region runs from base 86 to 1468 and encodes 460 amino acids. Gene Ontology annotation, cellular component: plasma membrane. NCBI's taxonomy places the organism in Eukaryota, Metazoa, Chordata, Actinopteri, Perciformes, Anoplopomatidae. The record is from RefSeq and is a predicted model, not a curated record.